AUGUCGAGCGGCAGGGAAGAGCGACGGUGGGUUUUGUUCGGCAGGUUGAAGCGAGCGGUGAGCAAACUGAGGGUGAUACUAAAGUUCGAUUUCCACGUCUGGCGUCUGGCGUCGUCUCUGCUGCGCUCUUCUUCCUCGAUUGGUCCUUCGCGUGUGAUUAGCUUCGGGGAUCGGCCGGGGCUGACGGCGGCGUACGAGGAUUAUGACGAGGCGGCGGCGGCGGCGGAUUCGGAUUCGGGUUAUUGGUACUCUCCUCCUCCGCCGGCGGCGGCCGAUGCGUCCGCUGCUGCUCCGAAGAAAGUGGAGCUUCGGAGAGCGAUAAGCCGGCGAUUCUCGAUGGAGGACGACAUCAACGAUCGGGCGGAGAUGUUCAUCGCGAAUUUCCGGCGGCAGCUUCAGAUCGAGCGCCAGAUCUCGCUGGAUCUCAAGUACUGCCUGGAGAAAACGUGA
This is a messenger RNA of Linum tenue, 450 nucleotides long. NCBI's taxonomy places the organism in Eukaryota, Viridiplantae, Streptophyta, Magnoliopsida, Malpighiales, Linaceae. The record is from the annotation of a GenBank genome assembly.